AAUCGGCCCAAAAAUGCUCUGCUUGCUUUGUGCUCGGUGGUAGUUAUUUGGUGAUCGUGCAACAACACUAUGGCGCUAAAAUCGUUGUUCCUGGUGGCGCUGCUGGUCGGCACCAGUUUGGCCGGUUGGGAGGAAGACCUCUACCUGUCGAAGCGUCGGCUUCCCCGUGGAUUGGUUCUGCCGAUUGCGCCACCCAGCAGCGAACGCAUUGUCGGUGGAUUCGAGGCAAACAUUGCCGACUUUCCGUACCAGCUGUCGCUGCGUCAGAAUGGGGCACACAUUUGCGGUGCGUCGGUGAUUUCGAGCAACUUUGCCCUUUCGGCGGCUCACUGUACCUUCCCGGCGCCACCCGUAACGGCGAUCACGCUCCGCGGUGGAAGUAGCGAUCGUACGGCCGGAGGAAUUGUGUUCCAGGCGGCAGAAAUCAUCAACCAUCCGUCGUACUCGGACGGUAGCCUGGACUUUGAUGUGUGCGUCAUUCGCAUUACGACGUCGUUCGUGGGUGCGAACAUUGCACCGGCUACGCUGGCCCCCGAAGGUACCGACUAUCCGGCCGGUACGCGCACGGUCGUUUCGGGCUGGGGACUGACCAGCGCCAUCGGUGCGCUGCCGAUCAAUCUGAUGGCGGUCGAACUGCCGCUUAUCUCGCAGGAAAGCUGCCGUGGAUUCUGGGGCGCGGCCAGCGUUACCGAUAACAUGAUUUGUGCCAGCGAGCCGGGUCGCGAUGCGUGCGGCGGUGACAGUGGUGGCCCGCUGACCAACAAUGGGCGGCAGAUCGGUAUCGUUUCCUGGGGAUCGCCACUGUGCCUGGGCAAUUUGCCGGGAGUGUAUGCUCGCGUGGCUGCACCAGCCAUUCGUGGAUUUAUUCGUGAUAAUGCCAAUGUUUAGAAUGUCAAAUAUAGAAUAUCUGGUUGAUCAUUCA
Molecule: messenger RNA, 922 nt
Organism: Anopheles stephensi (Asian malaria mosquito)
Lineage: Eukaryota; Metazoa; Arthropoda; Insecta; Diptera; Culicidae
Product: trypsin 3A1-like
Exons: 3
Coding region: 70-888 (272 amino acids)
Biological process (GO): proteolysis
Molecular function (GO): serine-type endopeptidase activity
Source: RefSeq, a predicted model, not a curated record